AUGUAUAAUAUUCUCCUACUCAUUUGCAUUAUUACGGUUAUUUAGUCUAAACUCAAAGUUAUCAGGCCAUAAAACCUAAUUAAUGAGUACAUUGAUUAUAGUAUAGCCAAUUUUGGAAUUAUACCAUUUGGACAUCGUUUGAUGGGAAUAGUAGAUGUGGCUUAUCCACAAAAUGGAUGUAGUGAUCUUCGACCUACUUAUGGAGCUCAUUUUAUCUUGAUUGAAAGAGGGAACUGUACAUUUGUCACUAAAGUCAAGAAUGCUGAGAAAGCUGGAUAUUAAAUGGCAAUCAUUGGGAAUUACAAUGACGAACAAAUGCAAUAUGAUUUUACUAUGGCUGAUGAUGGUUAUGGAUAUUAAGUAUCAAUCCCAUCCAUCUUCAUCAAAAAAAAGCAUUUCGAUAUUUUAACUAAGAAUGCUCAGUCCUAUAAAGUAGAGGACCCAAAUGAUUUAAAGAUCAUGAUGCUUUUAAAGUUUGAUGUUGUCUAAACUGAUAAAGUAUCAGUCAUUUUUGGACUGAAUAUUCAAAAUCGAGAAUCUUUCAGAAUUAUUGAUGAAUAUUAACCAUACUACUAAUAGUUGAAAAAUCAAGAUAUCAAUUACACUCUUGUAUAUUUUAUGAUGAGUUUUAAUGAUACAACUCCAAUUGUGAAUCAAAAGGAUGCUGAUUGUAUUUGUUCAAAUAGAUAUUGUGUGUUUGAUCCUGAUGGUUAUGGCAUUGGAACUGGCAAAGAUGUAGUCUAUGAGAUUUUAAGAUAAACAUGCAUAUUCUAAAAAUACCCAGAGAAAUGGUUUUCGUAUAUGGACUAAUUCAAUUUCAAAUGUUCUAAGCCUUAAGCCUACUCUGUUUGUAGUCAAUAAAUAAUGGAAGCACAAGGGAUCUCUAAAACUGAAGUUCAAAAUUGUUUUGAUGGAUCAUUUGUGGACCAACAUACUUCCCAACCAACCAAAAAUGAAUCUAAUGCUAUCAAUCUUUUACUAGAAAAUUAAUUGCACAUAUACUAAGUUUCUGGAAUAAAUGUAUUUCCAGCAGUUCUAGUCAACUCUAUGACUUACAAAGGGUAGUUCUCGGGAUAAGGCAUCUUCGGAGAGAUUUGCAACAGCUUUUUAACACCACCACCUGAAUGUAGUUCAGAAAUUGAAGGCUAUUAACCUCCAGUACUAGAUUAAUCUAUUAUUUCAUAUUUAUUGAUUCUAGCUGCAUUUGUUGUAUUAUUCUUUUUACUUGGCUUCUGUUUAUUUAGAAAAAUGAUCAAAAGUGAUGGUGAAAGAGUCACUAAACCUUAAGUGAAUGAGAUGGUGAGUUAAUACAUUAAGUUUUAUGAAGGAAAAGACAAACAAAAGGAAGGUUCUAUCUGA
Molecule: messenger RNA, 1359 nt
Organism: Paramecium tetraurelia
Lineage: Eukaryota; Ciliophora; Oligohymenophorea; Peniculida; Parameciidae
Exons: 5
Source: RefSeq, a predicted model, not a curated record